Labrus mixtus (cuckoo wrasse) is the source of this 2116-nucleotide messenger RNA. Its product is annotated as mucin-13-like. Bases 16 to 1290 code for a protein of 424 amino acids. Gene Ontology annotation, biological process: cell-cell junction assembly. Lineage: Eukaryota; Metazoa; Chordata; Actinopteri; Labriformes; Labridae. The transcript is spliced from 11 exons. The record is from RefSeq and is a predicted model, not a curated record.
AGGUGUCAUUAUUUUAUGUUCUUAUAUAGCGCUGCAGACACUUAUUGUUAUCUGUAUUUUUUCCCCUUUGCCUUCAAAGGCCCAUGUGAGUCAAACCCAUGCGGCGAUGGUAGCACCUGUGAACCUCGUUUCGAUCAAAUGUUUGAAUGCCUGUGUUUGCCUGGUAGGGUCUACAAUAAAGACAGCAGCACUUGUGAGAGUGCCAAGGUUUUCCCUGGACAACUGACCCUGACAAACCAGUACAAUUCAAACCAUGCAGACCCCACAUCAGAAGACUUUCUGAAUGUGUCUAAAGGCGUUGUUACAGAGCUGGACAAUGUUUUUAAGUCAACUACUGGCUACUCUAAAUCUAUAGUGCUGAAACUGAAGUCCACUAGUAGUGUCAGAGUGUGGUUCAGGGCGACGCCAGGUAUCUUGGCUGAAGUAGAGAACAUCUUUGAGCCAGCAGCUGUCAUUGAUACUAAAACAAUUACAGAAGCAUUGAAAAAGGCGAUUAAAGACUCAUCUAAAGACUCUAUCCUGAAUGGGGCAGCUUUUAAAGAGGAUGACCUGUGUACUUCAAAACCUUGUGAUGUGGAAACCACUGAUUGCACUGGCAAGGAUGGAUCUUUUGACUGUUCAUGUAAGGACGGCUACAUUAAGACGAUCUACAGCGACAAAGUAUGCGUUGCUUGUCCCAGUGGGCAAAAAGCUGGGCCCAGUGGUUGUGUCGCUUGUACAUUUGGUUAUUCUGGCUUAAACUGCAAUGAAUCAUGGCAACUUGCGCUGGUAGUCGUGUCUGUUGUUGGAGGACUGCUGCUCAUCUCAGCCAUUGUUAUGGUUGUAUUGGCACGCAGAUCUGGCAAGAAGAGCUCCAAGAAAAUGAAAGAUGAAGGCACGGCAAAGCCUAAUGUCAGCAACUUUUCUGCAAAAGCACCAUUGGUCAACAGCACAGCCAACACCCGAGCACCUUCGGUGAAUGGAUCAGCCAACGCCUAUGCUAGCGCCGGGGUGCCUAGAAUCCCUCGGGCCAUGACAACAAGCAACAUGGACCGCAGGACCCACCUGGAGAUGACUCCGAGCAACAGCCGGCAAAACCUGGUCCCUAAUGGGAGGAACCCGCGGCUCUAUGAUGACCCUGACGACAUAAACCCAUACACACAGGCUCGAUCCCAGAACAACCCGUACGCCCAGAAUCGCCCCCAGAACAACCCGUACGCCCAGAAUCGCCCUCAGAACAACCCGUACUCCGCCAAGGAGGGGUACACCAACCCUUACGUCACCAAUGACAAUGGAAGACGGUUAUAUUAAUAAGGGUUAAAUAACACAACCUCUUUAAUUCCUUAUUAUAGCAUUAUGUAUACAGAAACAUGAAUUAGAUGUCCUUUCACCACAAUGACUCGCAGAGCUUGAAUGUAACUGUGAUCAAUUAUAAGCUUCCAACAGUCAUUUCAAUUGUUUCCAUGACACAUGUACUGAACAUCUGAAACUUUGGGAUUUGGAAAAAUGCAGGCCUAUUCAAAGGUGUCAGUCAAACCUGAAUUAAACUCAGGGACCAGUAUAUUUAAGAUAUAACUAUUUUGUCCAGUUAAUAUCUUGCUCGUCAGUGAAUUUACUAGAUAUCACUUUAUAUGUCAAAUGUUUACGCUGUGUCAUUAUGUGUAACUCAUUAACUCAUCUUAUUGUGAAGGAGACGAGUUUCUUAAAGUCUGAUCAAAUAUUGUUCAAAUGUUCAUUAUCUAUCUAUCUAUCUAUCUAUCUAUCUAUCUAUCUAUCUAUCUAUCUAUCUAUAUAUCUAUCUGUCUGUCUAUCUAUCUAUCUGUCUGUCUGUUUGUGUAAAAAGUUUAUUAUAUUAAAAAUGUUUGUUCUUCUUUUUUUGUAUUUCUAAGAUAUAUAUUGUGUCAAUUUUCAUUUUGAUUAAUACUUAAGUAUUAUUCAACACCAAUAAAAUAAAGUUAUAGGAAAUAUUUGAUAGCUUAUUGUACUGCCUUCAUGUUAUACACUUCUUAUAUAAGAUAGUCAUGUACGGAUGUAUUGAUCAAACGUCAAUAUUUCAAUUUAAUGUAUUUAAUCAAUAAAUAUGUCUUAUUAAUGUGAAAGGAUAAGUGAUUAUUUGAAUAAAUUACUAUCUCCAUUA